Messenger RNA from Cryptomeria japonica (Japanese cedar), 567 nucleotides. RefSeq names its product probable disease resistance protein RF9. The coding region runs from base 1 to 567 and encodes 188 amino acids. NCBI's taxonomy places the organism in Eukaryota, Viridiplantae, Streptophyta, Pinopsida, Cupressales, Cupressaceae. The transcript has a single exon. The record is from RefSeq and is a predicted model, not a curated record.
AUGAGAAAUCUAACAGUACAUAAUGAUGUUCCUGCAAGGGAGGGGGAUAGAGAAGAAUCCAGUUUUCCAGCGUUCCCAGAGAAAAUGAAAGUUAUGAAAGGUCUUCAACAACUUGAUCUAGGGCGUUUCUCUGUGCCAAGUUGGAUAAGUGGAUUGGAAAAUCUGAUAGAACUUUAUUUGGUCAACUGCAGUGAUUAUUCAUCGCUCCAAAAGAUGCCCAAAUUACAACUAUUGGUGUUGGUGAAUGAUUCGAAAUGCAGAGAACUGCCAAAGAACUUUGGAGAGAGUGGGGGAUUUCCUAAGCUAGCUAAGCUGCUCAUUGAAGACUUCCCUCUUUUGGAGGAGUUGCCGGCGUUGGAAGAGGGGGCGAUGCCACGUCUGGAAUUCCUAGGAAUAAGGAAUUGUCCGUUGGUGAAGAGAGUUCCGGAGGGAUUGGAGCGGUUGAGGAGACUAAAGGUGAUAAGGGUUGUUAAAGGGGAGGCAAGUGGUGAGUUAGAGGAGAGGUUAAAGGAAGAUUGGAAUAAAAUCAAAGCUAACAAUCCCCGCAUCCAGAUCUUCUUCAGUUAA